Cynara cardunculus var. scolymus (artichoke) is the source of this 1306-nucleotide messenger RNA. Its product is annotated as co-chaperone protein HscB homolog. Lineage: Eukaryota; Viridiplantae; Streptophyta; Magnoliopsida; Asterales; Asteraceae. The coding region runs from base 166 to 981 and encodes 271 amino acids. Gene Ontology annotation, molecular function: protein-folding chaperone binding; ATPase activator activity. The transcript is spliced from 6 exons. Gene Ontology annotation, biological process: protein complex oligomerization; [2Fe-2S] cluster assembly. The record is from RefSeq and is a predicted model, not a curated record.
AGAUAGAAAACAGUUUCAUUUUGGUACACCAAAAGGUGGGAGAGAUAAUCACCAUGAACCAAUUUUAAUCUUGAACCUGCAAAGUAGAAAACUUUGCCGCUUUAAGCAUCAAAAACACCACAUGGGUUUUGCUUCAUCAGGGGUUUAGGUCACUCCUCUUCGAAAAUGUGGAGAAGCCAACUUAGAACAGUCAUAUCGACCCUUAAUAGGAAAACCCUACCUCAAUCUAUUUCUCCUCAAUUACUCGAAGAAAACACCACCCAAUUGCAAAAUCAUACAAAUUUCUCUACCCUGCGUGGCUUCAAUCAUAAUGGACGAACAAGGGUAUCGAGAAAUCCCCAAACAUUGGUAUGGAACUCCGAAUUUCUUGGAGAAACUUCCGGUUUCUGUUCAUCAGGGUCUUCUGAGGAAACCAGGUAUUGCUGGAAUUGUAAGAGUCAGGGGCCGUUUCUGAAUUGUGAAUCUUGCGGGAGUGUUCAACCUGUUGAUCAUUCAAUUGAUUACUUCAGGAUUUUUGGGCUGGAUAGGAAGUUUGAUAUAGAGGAUGGAAGUCUUGAAGGGAAGUAUAAAGAUUGGCAAAAAAAGCUGCAUCCUGAUCUGGUUCACACGAAAUCUGAGGAGGAAAGAGAGUAUGCCGCUGAACAGUCUGCUAGGGUUAUCGAUGCUUAUGGUACACUUCGUAAACCAUUGUCAAGAGCUAUAUACAUAAUGAGGCUUGAAGGUGUUGAGGUAGAUGAAGAACAAACUGUCUCAGAACCAGAGUUGUUGGGUGAGAUCAUGGAAAUUAGAGAAGCCGUGGAAGAAGCUACAGAUUCUCAAGCACUGAAUCAGAUCCAAUCCCAGAUGGAAGAAAAGCUGAGGCGUUGGUCUGACUCGUUUGCAAAUGCUUUUCGAAGUAAAAAAUAUGAUGAAGCUCUGAGAUCAAUCCAGAGAAUAACUUACUACCACCGCGUGAAGGAGGAGAUUGUUAAGAAGCUCUAGUUGACGAAUGGACUAAUUUAUGCAUCAAAGUCGAGGGCUUUUCGAACUCAGACAUCUGGGACCAUAAAAACUUCGUUUUCUUUUGGUUUCUUGAAGCCCAUUGAAGGGCAAUAGAAUGGAUGAAUGUUGUACCUAAAACUGAAUAAGGAAGAUGCUGGAUGCAUGCUUCUGUUUUUCCUUCUUAUUGUCCAUUGGUUGCUAUCAUCCAACUGGUAAUACCUUGAGUUUGAUUUGUGGUUUUCUCGACUGUUAAGGGCUCCAUGGAAUUGGUCGAGAUGUGCACAAGAUGGCACAGACACCCGUGGUUAUAAGAAAAUUUCAUUCA